Molecule: messenger RNA, 2035 nt
Organism: Amoebophrya sp. A120
Lineage: Eukaryota; Dinophyceae; Syndiniales; Amoebophryaceae
Source: the annotation of a GenBank genome assembly
CGUCGUUGUCGUCGUAUGGAAAAAUUUGAAGUUGAGUAGGUGCUGAAAGUCAUUCGGACCAAGACCCGUAGAUUCUUUUGUAAGUACUUACUCUCCUUGCCAGAUAGGUGCUGAGAUACUUUACAACUUCCACAUCGACACUAAGUGUAUAAAUUCUGGAUGCUUUCCUCGAUACCAGGUCAAAAAUUUAAGGCAAAACAUGACCUUGACCGUCGACUACGUCGUAAACGGUGGCCUCCUUCAUCUAGGCUCUUUCUUGAAGAAGCUUAAGCAAUUUGGAGACUUGAUGUCCCUCUAUUGCUUGUCGUGGUGUUUUGGCGUGGCGUGCAUCUGUCUUCUACAUGUAUAAUCGAUUUGCCUUUGCAUCGUGUCCCGCGCUAUGAUGCGAACAAGUUGGUAAGCGCGCAAGAGUAACUCAAAGGUUUUUCAAGACCACCAACGAACGUUGAGCGCAACGAACUCUCAUGUUCACGCAGAUACUUACAACAUUUGUGAUAAGAACAGACGCCAAAAAAUCACCAGGAAAGUUCUCCAAAGUUUUCCAAUUUGAUAUCUUCUCCGAAGACCGCGUUCUUUCGGUUUUACAAUUCCUCCGAGGAACGGAUUUUGCAAGAGUGGGUCAACUAUCAAGUGUAAAACUGUCUGGGUCUGGAAGAAUGCGCGAUUUGUCAUGCUGCUUUUGCAUGACCUAUGAGGUCUGGAAUGCCGGACCUAGCAUGACAGAUUCUGCGAGACCUUUCUAAUGCCUAUCCUGCAUGAGAAACUACCUCCCGACUUGGUCAAAACUGGGCGACUUUUGGCAAUCAUGCAACACAGAUUUUUGCAUGCUGCAGAUUUAGCAUGACAAGUUGCAAUCUUCCAGACCCAGACAUUUUUAUAAUCCAUAUCAACCACGAAAAUGCUUCGGCGCAGAGCAACCUCGAACAGAUGACCGACGCGGCACUGCAGGCGGAGCAGGCGAAGGUGGUGGCGAUGGAAAAGAUGAAUGAGGCAAGAAAACGGGGCGUGGAAACAUGUAUAAUUCGAUAUUUCAGUUUCUUGUGAAGACGCAUGACAAUCGAAGAGUCUGUAACUGGAUAGAAAUAAAAAGUUUUUGUUGGCGUAUAAACAAAACUGCAAUACUGGACCCUGAAGUAACUACACACGAACACCUCUAAUUCUAAAUACUAUACCAACCAGGCCACGCCUACCUGGACCUCGCCCGAAAGACCAAGCCGGGUAAAAACGGGGAGUCCACACUAUAACCCGCUCAGACGUUACAAUCUCAAACGUUACAAUAGAGUCUGAGAUUUGUCUUGCAUGUUGAACAUGACAACCUCGCAGAGCGUUCCACUUUCUGCAAUACAAAUUUCGCCAGAUUGUAGUGGGGUUUGGGGCUCCGGAACUUGUCAUGCGCAAUCCCAUGAGAGUUGGCUAGAUCAUGCACUCUUGCAUCACAGAUUUCCAUAUUCUAUUGUAAGGUUUGAGAUUGUAACACCUGAGCGGGUUAUACAGCCCGUACGACGAGUGCAUGCUGGCCCAAACCGCGAUGCGCGAAGCCGUGGGGAACAACAAUUUAGGUAAAUACUACAACGCGGGAAAAAACAAGAAACCCAUCUACGGGUGCUACAAUCCGCAGGAGCCGCUGAAUUUGAAAGCAGAGCGGUUGAAGGAUAAUUCCGCCGCGGACUCCACACUACUAAACCCCUAUGGCAGCCGGCACGAGCAGUGUCGCAACCGGAAGAGUCAGUUGCAGUGCCGGGGUUUUCUCCGGGUGGCGGCCAUGAAUCAGAUGGCCCGGGAGGGGACCUUUUCCACGCUGUGCAAGUCGAAACUGAAAUACAGCAUCAGGCCGGAGUACUAUUCGGAAAAGGAACGCAACAAACGCGACCGGGUGAAGGAAAUGGAAGGGCUUUUUUGAAUACGUGCUGUGCAUAAGAAGUUUUGAUGUCAGAUAGAAGAGCAAGUAGUUAAGCUGAAGACCGAAACUACGAGCAGAAUAAAGCACAUUCAGCUCGUUGGCAUCGAUGCAUGCCGGAAUCAAGAAGAUAUUGAU